AUGUAUACUCCUUCACUCAUUUUAGCACUCUUUUUAGCCCAAAUACUUCUCUUCUCCGCUCAGCCUCUCACGGAGGAGGGUCGAGGGAGCUGGCAGCUGCUGCUGAAAAACGUCGGCAUAUCGUCCAUGCACACGCAGUUGCUUUCAAACGACCGCGUCGUCAUUUUCGACCGCACCGACUUUGGUGCAUCCAAUUUGUCUUUGCCCCAAGGAAAAUGCCUAAGAGACCCUACAGGCAAAAUAAAAGAGGACUGUACGGCCCAUUCUAUUGAGUACGAUGUCAUCACCAACACAUUCCGACCACUCAUGGUACAAACCGACGUUUGGUGUUCCUCCGGCGCCGUAAUCCCCAACGGCACUCUUGUCCAAACUGGCGGCGACGGUAAAGGCGAACGGCAGAUCAGAAUGUUGAGCCCCUGUCCCACGUGCGAUUGGGAAGAGCAUCCGGGACUAUCAGCCCGCCGGUGGUAUGCCACUAACCAUAUUCUACCCGACGGCGGACAAAUCAUCAUCGGCGGCCAGAAACAGUUCAAUUACGAAUUCUAUCCAAAAAGAACAGCAACCGAAACCGUGUUCGAUCUUCCUUUCUUGGCGGAGACGAGCGAUCCCAAAAUCGAAAACAAUUUAUACCCAUAUGUAUUUCUGCAACCGGAUGGAAAUUUGUUCAUAUUUGCCAACAAUCGAGCCAUUCUAUUCGAUUACACCAAAAACAGAGUCGUCAAAACAUUUCCGACGAUUCCCGGCGGCGAUCCGAGAUGCUACCCUAGUACCGGCUCCGCCGUGAUGCUUCCCUUAAAUUUGGAUACUGAAUCCAUCGAAGUUGAGGUAUUGGUGUGUGGGGGAGCUCCAAAAGGUGCUUUGAAGAAGGCCAAACGCAAUAAUUUUGUAGCGGCGUUGAACACUUGUGCCAGAAUUAAGAUUACUGACCCGGAUCCGCAGUGGGUCAUGGAAACAAUGCCGCAUCCUUGGGUGAUGCCUGAUAUGUUGUUGCUUCCAAACGGCCAGGUUUUGCUUAUUAACGGAGCCUCUGCCGGCACCGCCGGUUGGGAAUACGGUCGGGAACCGGUUUUGAACCCUGUUCUGUACCGCCCGAGUAUACCGUUGGGUAGGAGAUUCACAUUUCAAAAGCCGACCACCAUUCCCCGAAUGUACCACUCGACGGCGAUAUUACUCCGCGACGGUCGUGUUCUCGUCGGCGGCAGUAAUCCGCACGCGCUUUACGAAUUCACCGGUGUACUUUUCCCGACAGAGUUAAGCUUAGAAGCAUUCUCCCCUUGGUAUUUAGACCCCUUAUUUUCAUAUGUACGACCCUCAAUCCAAAACCUAGCUUCUCCCACAAAUCUCGUCCGUGGGCAAGCAUUGAAGGUGCCUUUCGGUGUCCCCGGAAAAGUUGAUCGGACAAGGGUGUCGGUGACGAUUCUGUCGCCGGCGUUCAACACUCAUUCGUUCUCCAUGAAUCAGAGGCUGUUGGUUCUCUCCGGCAGGAAGUUUAGACGUGGAGGGAAUAUGACAUAUGAAGUUGAGGUUACAAUUCCGGAAUCAGGUAACGUUGCACCGCCGGGAUAUUACAUAUUAUACCUUGUUCAUCGCGAUAUUCCGAGCGAGGGAAUUUGGGUGCACAUUCAGUGA
Molecule: messenger RNA, 1629 nt
Organism: Cucurbita moschata (crookneck pumpkin)
Lineage: Eukaryota; Viridiplantae; Streptophyta; Magnoliopsida; Cucurbitales; Cucurbitaceae
Product: aldehyde oxidase GLOX-like
Exons: 1
Coding region: 1-1629 (542 amino acids)
Source: RefSeq, a predicted model, not a curated record